UCACGCCUUUCCCUCCUGUCCAUGAGGAGGAACCAUCAGAGCAAAGUUCUGCAGACGAGACCUCCUGGACAGAUUCUAUUCUGCUGAGAAACUUUCAGAGGAGCAUCAAAACAAAAACUCAAGGUGAAGCUGGAACUGGAUUUUCUGUCCUCUAGAGUGAAAGACGGCCUGUUCUUCCUGCUAAAACCUGUCAACCUGAGGGAGCAUCGUUUGACGGUGAGCGUCCCGACAGAUGGAGCUGCACAGAGCUGCGUCCACAUAGCAGAACCAUCAUGGACAGGAGGGACUCUGGAGAUGAUGGAGGGUGCUUGGGGCGCCGGCCGGACCCCUCUCCAGCAGACAGCCCGCUGCUCCACACCCUCCCUCUGCCCCCCGACCCGAUGACUCACCUGUGCACGCGGCUGACAGCUCACGACGCACCUCGGAGCGGCGACUGGAGCAGGAGAACCGGUCCGGGGUUUCAGGGCAGUGAGGACCUGAGAGUGGCCCCCGCGGACCAGAGCGUCGUCAUUCUGCACGCCAAGGUCGCCCAGAAGUCCUACGGCAACGAGAAGCGGUUCUUCUGUCCUCCUCCUUGUGUUUACAUCAGCGGGCAAGGAUGGAGAUCCACGCCGGACCACAUGAAGGGUAAUCCACAUAAAUCUGGGUUCCACCACAUUGAUUCACCUGGUAAGGUAAUGGUUGAUUGUCCCACGCUCUCCUGGUGUCCUCCUGCUGCAGGCUACGCUGACUCGGUGCAUGGGUACAUGUGUCUGGACAGCUCCAGCCAGUCUCAGGCUGACACCUUCAAGCUGGUGUUUGACGAACAGCCAGAGUCCAGGCGGAUGUUUGCCUGCGCGAAGUCGCUCUUCAUCUCCGACCAGGACAAGAGGAAGCACUUCUGCCUUCUGCUGCGACUCUUCCUGGGCAGCAGACAGGAAGUGGGCUCCUUCCAGAGCCGGAUGAUCAAAGUCAUCUCCAAACCGUCCCAGAAGAGACAGUCUUUGAAGAACGCUGACUUGUGCAUCUCCUCCGGCUCCAGAGUGGCUUUGUUCCACCGUUUGCGCUCGCAGACCGUCUCCACGCGCUACCUCUCAGUGGACAGAGGAGCGUUCGUCGCCAGCGCCAGGCGGUGGACGGCGUUCACCAUCACCACAGUGGAUGACCACGGAGGCCUGGUGAUGAGCGAAAGCUUCAUCUGUUACGGCUUGCUGGUCCAGUUAGUUUGUACUGAGUCCGGAGUGGCCCUGCCACCCAUGGUCAUUCGCAAGGUCAACAAGCAGCACGCCAUCUUAGAUGUGGACGAACCCGUUUCCCAGCUCCACAAGGUCGCGUUUCAGUUCAGAGACGAUUUCGGCUCCUUCCUCUGCCUCUCCAAUGACGCCAUCAUACAGUACCAGGCUCCGCCCAGCAGUCGGGAUCCCAGCAGGGUGGUGCUGAACGACGGGUCCUGCUGGACCAUCAUUGGUGUGGAGGCCGUGGAGUUCACCUUCAACCAGAGUCUGGCCUGCAUCCAGACCCCUGUCAGCCCUUUUCCUUCCAUCUCCAGACUGGAGGUGAAUGGGGGGGGGCAUGUGGCCAUGCUGGAGGUCCAUGGAGAGAACUUCAGCCCCCACCUCAAAGUCUGGUUUGGCAGCAGGGAGGCUGAGACCAUGUUCAAGUCUUCCAGAUCUCUGCUCUGCGUCGUUCCGGACGUUUCCGUCUUCAGUGAUGGCUGGCGGCGUCUGCGGCACGUCAUCACUGUCCCACUGUCCCUCAUCCGGACCGACGGCCUCAUUUAUCGCACGUCCUUCAGCUUCACCUACACCCCUGAGCUCCACCUACCCCUGACCUCCCGAGGUCCUGCAGCGGGGGGGAGGAGGGAGGCGGGGCCAGAUAGAGCCCUGGAGGAGAAGGAGGACGUCCUGUUGGAGAUGAUCCAUCAGGAGUUCACCAAGGCCAACUUUCACCUCUUUGUGCAAAGUUAACUUGUUCAGAGUCUGUAGGAGCUGCAGAAGCAGGCGCAGAUGGAAACGCAGACGCAGACGCAGCUGCAGAAAUAUUACAUUCAUCUGUCUGAGACAGAAUCAAAUCAAAUCGACCUAAACCAUUUAAAAAUGUCUCAAUAUGUGAUACAUUGGCAAUCAAUCUUGUAAAAUCCCAUCUGGAUUGAGACAUGUUCUGUUUAUUUAUUCCAAGGUAAAAUAAACGACCCUCCCAGCAGA
Molecule: messenger RNA, 2183 nt
Organism: Oryzias melastigma (Indian medaka)
Lineage: Eukaryota; Metazoa; Chordata; Actinopteri; Beloniformes; Adrianichthyidae
Gene: rbpjl
Product: recombination signal binding protein for immunoglobulin kappa J region-like
Exons: 11
Coding region: 273-1946 (557 amino acids)
Biological process (GO): regulation of transcription by RNA polymerase II
Cellular component (GO): nucleus
Molecular function (GO): RNA polymerase II cis-regulatory region sequence-specific DNA binding; DNA-binding transcription activator activity, RNA polymerase II-specific
Source: RefSeq, a predicted model, not a curated record